AUGGCGUACGAUUUCGUCCCAAAAUCAGCGUACACUACACUUUUCUAUUUAUUCCUAUCAAUUUCCUCAAUUCUAUACUAUUCAAUGUGCUUUUUGGCGAAUUUCGGUGCACAAAAAUCGCAUUUGUUUUGGCUCACCGAACAUUUUCUAUGGCGAGUUUGCCUAACUCAAUGGUGCAUUCUUGCGAUUUUCGGAGCAGUAUUCUGGCGAAAAAUUCGAAUUCUCUAUCUUUAUUUGGCGGUUUUGGCCGGGAACGGAACUAUGGUUUUGUGGAUUUUGAAAAUCCAACAAUUUUUGGAUGGAAGAAUUGAUUUGAGUGAGUUUUUUUCAAAUUUUAUAUAUUUUUAGUCUAAUUAAAAAAAAGUGUAAUCAAAAAUUUAAAAAAAUCCCAAUUUUUCAGUGAAUAUUCACCUCAACCUCAUCUCCCUUCUAUUUUUCUUCGCAAUUCUUCACAAUUUCACAACCUUCUACAUUUUUCAUCGAAAUUUGGCUAAAAACAGCAAAAAAAGUGCGAUAAUUUAUUAUGUCUAA
Caenorhabditis angaria is the source of this 531-nucleotide messenger RNA. The record is from the annotation of a GenBank genome assembly. Lineage: Eukaryota; Metazoa; Nematoda; Chromadorea; Rhabditida; Rhabditidae.